Messenger RNA from Lodderomyces orthopsilosis Co 90-125, 2472 nucleotides. RefSeq lists its product as uncharacterized. The transcript has a single exon. NCBI's taxonomy places the organism in Eukaryota, Fungi, Ascomycota, Pichiomycetes, Serinales, Debaryomycetaceae. The record is from RefSeq and is a predicted model, not a curated record. Gene Ontology annotation, biological process: regulation of transcription by RNA polymerase II; DNA-templated transcription. The coding region runs from base 1 to 2472 and encodes 823 amino acids. Gene Ontology annotation, molecular function: zinc ion binding; RNA polymerase II cis-regulatory region sequence-specific DNA binding; DNA-binding transcription factor activity, RNA polymerase II-specific. Gene Ontology annotation, cellular component: chromatin.
AUGUCCCUGCCAUCAAAACGUGAUUCCGAAUCAAAACCACCAAAGAAGAAAAAACGGUCACUUGGUCAUUUUCCAUGUCGUCAUUGUGAUAAAGUAUUCACUCGUUCUGACCAUUUGGCCAGGCACAAUCUCAAUCAUGAACCAAAAGAAGUUUACGUAUGUGAUUUCCAAAUCGAAUCCAAUGGCAAAAUGCAACAUUGUGGUAAAAGAUUUGUCAGAAAAGAUUUAAAAGAACGCCAUGUCAAGAGACAUUACGAGUUACAAGAGCUUGACGCAUUGAACAAACUGCAACAGAAGAUACAUAAUCACCCUACUUCGUCUGUAAAUGAGUCGACACCUGAAGGGUCGACUCAUUUAUUCCAGCAACCCACGCUUACUUCAUCUAUGGAGUCACCCCAAUACCCCUUGACAACAAACUUGGCUACAAAUAUCAUCCCGAAUCAAUUUGAUUUAGAUUCAUUGAGAAACAAUGGCACCACAUUGCCUCAAAAUGAUAUCUUAACCUGGCUAUUUGAUAUUCCACAGUUUGACAACAACUCGCAAAGAGGCAACUUAUAUCAGCACACAAUCCACAACAACGCCCCACAACCAUUUGCUCCUCCUCCACCAUUAGGAACUCUCGAGGACCAGCUUGUAACAGCAUAUGACUUUAACGUAUUUCCUAACGAAAAUAAUCCUUUGGACGAUCUAUUAUCGCGGCAAAUUUUAAUGAAAGACGACCAAAUGCGUAAGCUAUCGCAAGUUAGUGAUAGUUUGCAAACUUAUCUGAGCAUCACCACCAACUCAUCUCCCGCCACCACUGAAACCAUCGUAGGGCAAGAAGCGCAACUACAAGAUACCGAAGAUACCGUUGAUUUUGAUAUAUUUGAGAUUACGAAUUUGCUUGGACUUAACGUUGAACAAGUACUGGAGAUUUGCAAUAUAAAACGCUUGUCAGUAUACCUCAGAAAUUACUGGUCCAUGUUUCAUCCACAGUUUAACUUUAUGCAUGGGCCUUCGUUUGACUUGAAAUCCCAUCCGCUUCUCUUAGCAUCCAUGAUCAUCACCGGCGCACUGUGUUUUAAUGGCAGUGAAACUACAGAAUACUUAAUAGCACAGUUAUUUGCAGAAGAAUUACGUUACGCUAUAUUCAAGCAUGACGAUUUUCUUCAACUGAAACCAUGGGUAAUACAAGCUUUGAAUUUACUCGAGUUGGUUGAGAAAAAUUUUCUUUCUAGGAGAUUUCAUCAAAGAGGCCACGUCCAUCAUGGCGCUACAGUUCAACUUCUACGAAGAAGUCCCAUGAUGGGAGGCAACCCUUCGGCUAUUAAACGAGCCACCAGUAAUGGCUCGACAUCUGCCGAGGAAAGCGAUUCAAACGUCGAAGAAGAGGUCAAUACUGACAUGGACCUUUAUAUACGAUGGGUUGAGUCUGAAUCAUUGCGACGAGUUACAUUCAUGACAUUUUAUUUGGAUAUCACCGAUUACGUCAAAUUCAGACAUAAUCCACACAUUGAAUUCAGUCAACUCCAAUUACUAAACCUCCCGUGUGACGAGCGCCUUUGGGAAUCCAUAACCAUUAAUGGCUCAUUUAAGAAAUUGGCGAGACUCCAAAAAAAGUUGCAGACAAAUCAAAAGACUUUUUUAACCGGAUUGAAGGAGCUUUUAAGAGGGCAAUAUCAGAGCUUGAAAUCUUACCCUCUAUUUACUCAAAAGAUACUCUUGGCUGGGCUAGUAUCUUUAAUGUUUCUGCAAAGUGAAAUGAAUAAUUCAUUAUUCAGAAACAACUCCAAUAAAUCAUGGAAGGAAAACGUUAUCAGCACAUUUGAUUCCUGUCUUGAUAUUGUCCUGAAUCUCGACCACAGACGCUUGUACCGACCAUUUGAUGUCUUUUAUCUCGCCAAAAUCAUGGCAUGCGACAUCAAUCAUUAUGAUCUAGCAAUUUUUGCCGGUGCUCCGGCUAAUCAAAGUGUCGCAGCUACAAAGAAAGACAAAAAGAUUGUCGAGCGUAAGAUGAAGAAUGUUUGGUCACACAAAAGAAGUCUCGAUUGCGUCGUUCAGAGCUACAAGUUUUUAUGGGACGUUUUGUUGGGAGAGGAAAAUUGGGAUUCUAAUAGAAGCAGCGAUUGUUCUUUUACCCUCGGCCAUGCCAUGUUGAUGUUAUGGGCGUACUGUUUUGUAGUAGGUGGAAAAGAAAGUUCACGGUAUCGGGAAUUCCCUAAAGAUGCCACUUAUACUCAAAUGAUUGCAUUCAGUGCUGAAGAUGGCUAUAGUUAUUUGGCCAGAACUAGGGAAGAGUAUUAUAACGGAAGUAGUAAGUUAUCAUUUAUCAAAAACAAACAAAACAUCUCAGGUUUGUGCUUUUUAGUGGGAACAAAAUUGAGAAUGAGCCAUUGGGAGGUUAAUCGAGAAAGUGCGAAGUUAAUUUUAAAUUGUGGUUUUAGAUCAAUCGGGAAGGAAUCUGUCUUGUGUUUAGAUCUCUUUGAUAAUUAA